UCCUUCCGGUCUGAAUCAGCUGCUUCUGUCUGAUCGGACUCUUCUUUCUUCACUCGACUGGUUUCGUCUGUCAGAUCCAACAUGGCGGCCUCCGGAGCUUCACGUGAGCUCUUCACGGAGGGAGUGAGCGCGGUCCUCCACAGCUGGCCGGUUCUCCAGAUCGCCGUGGACAACGGGUUUGGAGGCGUGUACGGCCAUCAGAAAGCUGAUUGGAUGGUGGAUGUAGUCCAGCAGUUUUUCCAUGACAAUGCUGACCUGCAGCGGUGCGAGGUCGAGGACUUCAUUUCUGAACUGAUGGAUCAGGAGUUUGACACAGUGGUGGAUGAUGGGAGUUUACCUCAGGUGUGCGACAGUCUGGUGCAGAUGUUCGGCCAGUGGCAGCAGGGGGCGCUGCAGCCGCUCAAACACACCAUCGCCACCCUCACGCAGAAGAAGAGUCAGAGGGCAAAGGUCAGCGCUCCGCCCACGCAGUCGGACGAAGACGACGAGGAUGAUGAUGGAACACAGAUGAUGGAGUGUGAGUCGUCCGGUCCAUCAGUCAGCAGGACAGAUCCUCCUCCUCCUCCUCCGCAGGCUGAAGAGGACGGUUGGACGGUGGUGCGGAAGAAGAAGUGAAGAUGAAGAGCGUUAUGAACUGAUAAACUCAGCUGUCCUUAAGGACGGGACUCUGUGUGUGAGAGACACUGACAAAGACUCCCAAAGUGUGUUUUUAAUGGAGGUAAACUGUGAGCAGCCUGAAGGGAGAAGCUCCAUUAAAGCAGACUCAGUCUGGUUUCUGUGGUUGGUUUUAUAUUAAAGCUGUUGGAACUACCGU
Sander lucioperca (pikeperch) is the source of this 814-nucleotide messenger RNA. It is a transcript of the gene tsr2, whose product is annotated as TSR2 ribosome maturation factor. Gene Ontology annotation, cellular component: nucleus. The transcript is spliced from 5 exons. Gene Ontology annotation, biological process: maturation of SSU-rRNA from tricistronic rRNA transcript (SSU-rRNA, 5.8S rRNA, LSU-rRNA). Lineage: Eukaryota; Metazoa; Chordata; Actinopteri; Perciformes; Percidae. The coding region runs from base 82 to 615 and encodes 177 amino acids. The record is from RefSeq and is a predicted model, not a curated record.